GAGGAAACGCAGCCGCGGCUCCGCGGAGCACGGCCACGGUGGCACCUGAAUCCGAGGAGGCGGCAGCUCUGCCAUCUCAGGACUCUGCCCUUCCCAAGAGAGGAACCAGGAGGAGGACCCAUCAGCCCAUGAAAUUCUUAAAGUCAUGUCCCUUGAGUCAGACCUGUUCAGGGACGUGGCCGUAGUCUUCUCCCGAGAAGAAUGGGAACGGCUGGCGCCCGCUCAGAGAGUUUUAUACAGAGACGUGAUGCUGGAGACCUAUAGCAACCUGGUCUCACUGGGUCUUGCCAUCUACAAACCUGACGUGAUCUCCUUCCUGGAGCAAGGCAGAGAGCCCUGGCUAGUAGAGGAAGCGGCAGGAAGAGGCCAGUGUCCAGUCUCGGAGUCCAAGUGUGAUAGCCAGGCAUCCUCCCCAGAGCAGCACAUUUAUGAAAUACAGUCGCCACAGUGGGAGUUAAUGGAAAGCCUUGCAAGUUACGGUCUUGAGUGCUCCAGGUUCCAAGAUGAUUGGGAAUGCAGAAGCCAGUUUGACGGACAACAGGGAAAUGCGGAUGGACAGCUGAGUCAAAUGGUGAUCAAUCGUGAAGAAAUACCCACUUUAAACCAACAAGCAUCCUUUCCUUUUUAUCAGAAAAUUCAUCCUGAAGAAAAACCUUAUGGCUAUAACGAAUGUAGAAAAGACUUCUGGCAGGAAGACUUCCUUAUUAAUCAUCAAGACAGUCAUGCUAAUGAGAAACCCUAUAAAUGUAAGGAAUGCGGCAAGGCCUUUAAAUACGGCUCACGACUAAUUCAGCAUGAGAAUAUUCACUCUGGCAAGAAGCCCUAUGAAUGUAACGAAUGUGGAAAGGCCUUCAAUUCCGGCUCAAAUUUCGUACAACAUCAGAGAGUUCAUACUGGUGAGAAACCUUAUGAAUGUAAGCAUUGUGCAAAGGCCUUUAGCCGAAGCUCACAGCUGAUUGAACAUCAGCGAAUUCAUACUGGUGAGAAGCCCUAUCAAUGUAAGGAAUGUGGCAAGGCCUUCAACAGGAUCUCACACCUUAAAGUACAUUAUAGAAUCCAUACUGGUGAAAAACCCUAUGCGUGCAAGGACUGUGGGAAGACCUUUAGUCAUCGGUCUCAGCUGAUUCAACAUCAGACUAUUCAUACGGGCAAGAAACUCUAUGAAUGUAAGGGAUGUGGGAAGGCCUUUAACCAAGGCUCAACUCUUAUUAGACAUCAGAGAAUCCAUACUGGCGAGAAACCCUAUGAAUGCAAGGCGUGUGGGAAGGCCUUCAGGGUGAGCUCACAGCUUCAGCAACAUCAGAGAAUUCACACUGGAGAGAAACCCUACCAAUGCAGGGUCUGCGGUAGGGCUUUCAAACGCGUCUCACAUCUUACUGUACAUUACAGAAUUCAUACGGGUGAGAAGCCGUAUGAGUGUAAGGAAUGUGGGAAGUGUGGGAAAUCCUUUUGCCGUCGAUCAACUCUCAUUCAGCAUCAAAGAAUCCACACAGGAGAGAGACCCUUUAGAUGUAAUGAAUGUAGUAAAACUUUCAAUCAGAGGGCACACCUUAACCAGCACGAGAGAGUUCACACAGGCGAGAGACCAUAUGAGUGUAAGGAAUGUCAGAAGACCUUCAGCCAGAUUGCCCAUCUCGCUCAGCAUCAGAGUACACAUACUAGAGAGAAGUCCCACGAGUGCCGUGAAUGUGGAAAGGCCUUUAGCCGUUCCUCAGCUCUGAUCGAUCACCAGAGGAUUCACAGUGGGGAGAAACCCUACAAAUGUAAGGACUGUGGCAGGGCCUUCGCUCAAAGUGCACAGCUCAUUAGACAUCAGAAAAUUCAUUCCGGAGAAAAACCCUACACAUGUACUAAGUGUAAGAAGUCCUUCGUACGCCUCUCUUCCCUCAUUGAGCAUCAGAGAAUUCACACUGGAGAAAAACCGUAUCACUGUGAGGACUGCACAAAGACCUUUUGCCGUGUCAUGCAACUUACGCUUCACAGGAGAAUUCAUACUGGCGAGAAACCCUAUGAGUGUAAGGAAUGUGGCAAAGCCUUUUCCUAUAGGUCCCAUUUCGUCAUUCAUAGGAGGACUCAUACAGGGGAGAGACCUUACGAAUGUCACGUGUGUGGGAAAACUUUCAGUAACCACUCUUCACUUGUCACACACCAUAGGACGCAUAGUGGGGUGAAGCCGUUCGGAUGCCACACAUGCGGCAAGGCCUUUAAUACUUCCUCAUCGCUUUGUCAGCAUAAGAGGAUUCAUACUGGCGAAAAGCCCUUUGAUUGCCCCGAAUGUGGGAAGCCCUUCAGGUGCAGGUCACAGCUUACACGCCAUCAGCGAAUUCAUGGCGAGGAAUGUUAGUGAAAGCUGACGGGACUCGGAAGUGUGCACA
Messenger RNA from Lontra canadensis (Northern American river otter), 2375 nucleotides. RefSeq names its product zinc finger protein 582-like. The record is from RefSeq and is a predicted model, not a curated record. Gene Ontology annotation, biological process: regulation of DNA-templated transcription. Gene Ontology annotation, cellular component: nucleus. Lineage: Eukaryota; Metazoa; Chordata; Mammalia; Carnivora; Mustelidae. The transcript has 6 exons. Bases 146 to 2344 code for a protein of 732 amino acids.